AUGUUCAACUGGAACAAAUUCGUCUCUCCGAAACCGUCUCUAGACGUCCCCGCUCUAGAGACGGUCGAUCUCAAUGAUAAAGAAAUGGAAAAGAGAAUUGUUCGAAAGCAAGAUAUUAGAAUUAUGCCAUGGGUUUGCAUAACAUAUCUCCUUAACUAUCUCGACAGAGUCAACCUCGGCAAUGCCAGAACUCUCAACAAUGACACACCAGAGCACAACAUCGUUAGCCAACUUAACCUCACCGGCCAAAGAUACAACAUCGCAGUCGCUUUGUUCUUUGUACCAUAUGUCCUCAUGGAGUUCCCCAGCAACAUUCUCCUCAAGUACUUUUCGCCUAGUAAAUGGAUCUCCCGAAUUAUGGUGUCUUGGGGUAUUGUUACUAUCUGCACAGCCGCUGUUACUACUUAUGGUGGAUUGUUGGCUGUGAGAAUAUUCCUGGGUUUGGCUGAAGCUGGUUUCUUCCCUGGUAUCAUGAUGUAUCUCUGUUUCUGGUAUAAACCUGAAGAGAGAGCUACAAGAAUGGCCAUCUUUGCUUCCAGUGUUGCUGUAGCUGGCGCUUUUGGUGGACUUCUCGCUACAGGUAUCUCAUACCUCAACGGUAAAGCUGGCCUGGCUGGUUGGCAAUGGCUGUUUGUGCUCGAAGGCAUUCCCGCAGUUAUUGUCGGAAUUCUGGUGUGGUUCUUCCUCCCUGACUACCCUCAAACCGUCUCAUGGCUUUCUCCUGAAGAACGCGCUUUCGCAGUCAAGCGUCUAGGUCCUUAUGCACCCUCCAUGAACGACAAGCACUGGGACAGCAAAGUCGCCAAAGAGACCGUCUCCGAUUACUUCUUCUGGCUUUUUGCCAUUGCCUACUUUUUUAUGGCCAACUCUCUCAACGCCUUUGGAUACUUUGCGCCUACAAUCGUUGCGUCUCUAGGAUUUGAAGGAAAAUACGGUCAACUAAUGACUGUCCCUCCCAACGUCUUUGCUGUCUUUAUCAUUGUCGGAAACUGUCUUCACAGCGACAAGACAAAAGAGCGUUCAAAGCAUGUGUUGGGUGGUUUGACUUUUGUCGCUACUGGAUAUCUUCUUCUUGCCUUUGUUAAGCAUUGGGGAGUCAGAUACUUUGCUGUUUGUCUAAUUGCUUGCACCAAUGCUGCUGUACUACCCUUUGUUGCUCACCGAACUGCCACCGUCCGAGGCUCAACGGCUACCGCUCUCGCAACAGGUGGUAUGAUUGCCAUCUCCAACACAGGCGGCAUUACAGCACCUUUCCUCUUCCCCUCCAGCACAUCUCCCAUGUACGCUAUGGGUAACUGGACGGUCUUUGCAUUCCUCGUCGCUGCUGGCUGUAUCACUAGUUACGUGUGGUACGUGUUUGGCGCCCACAGUGGUUAUAGAACUGGUGAUGCCACUGAGACUGGACACUUUGAAGUGUUGGAUGUUGGUGACAAGGAUCCUAAUGCUGUUAUGGACCAAGCCAUGGAGAAUGAGAAGGCCAAGGAUAAGUUGAAGGAUAUUGAUAUGGCUUAG
Fusarium poae is the source of this 1512-nucleotide messenger RNA. RefSeq lists its product as uncharacterized. The record is from RefSeq and is a predicted model, not a curated record. Gene Ontology annotation, cellular component: membrane. Gene Ontology annotation, molecular function: transmembrane transporter activity. Gene Ontology annotation, biological process: transmembrane transport. NCBI's taxonomy places the organism in Eukaryota, Fungi, Ascomycota, Sordariomycetes, Hypocreales, Nectriaceae. The transcript is spliced from 6 exons. The coding region runs from base 1 to 1512 and encodes 503 amino acids.